Glarea lozoyensis ATCC 20868 is the source of this 3033-nucleotide messenger RNA. Its product is annotated as (Trans)glycosidase. NCBI's taxonomy places the organism in Eukaryota, Fungi, Ascomycota, Leotiomycetes, Helotiales, Helotiaceae. Gene Ontology annotation, molecular function: hydrolase activity, hydrolyzing O-glycosyl compounds; carbohydrate binding. The record is from RefSeq and is a predicted model, not a curated record. Bases 1 to 3033 code for a protein of 1010 amino acids. Gene Ontology annotation, biological process: carbohydrate metabolic process. The transcript is spliced from 4 exons.
AUGGCGGGUAGAAUAGCUUUGGCCUUUGGUGGCCUGUUGUCUGCUCUUUUGGCAACUACACAUGCUCAAAAUACCACAUCAAAUACACCAAAUGCCACCACAAGUUACCGUCCCAUUUUCACUGUCCCCGCCGAUGCAGACGCAUCUGUGUUGUUACUACCCAAUAUUCUCGACUCGGAAGCUGUCAACGUUCAGGAUGUAUGCCCCGGAUAUAUUGCUUCCAAUGUCAUGAGAAAUCCAUACGGAUUUACCGCUUCACUCGCUCUCGCUGGCAAGGCGUGCAACACCUACGGAACUGACGUCAACUAUCUCAACCUUACAGUCGAGUACCAAUCCGCCGAUCGACUUCAUGUCCAAAUCACACCAAGUUUCGUUGAUGCAACCAACAGCUCUUGGUUCGUACUUCCGGAGCAGUUGGUUCCUGCGCCCAAGUUAGAUGCGGAUGCCGAAGAGACAGCAGCCCAGAACGACUUGGAUUUUGUCUGGAGCAAUGACCCGACUUUUGGAUUUUCAGUCAUCCGUCAAUCAACAGGAGAUGUUAUUUUCUCUACUCAAGGCACUAAACUAGUGUUCGAAAACCAAUUCAUCGAAUUCGCUAGCUCGCUUCCAGAGAACUAUAAUCUAUAUGGUAUGGGUGAGGUCAUCCAUGGCUUUCGAAUGGGGAACAACUUGACCCGAACUUUCUGGGCAGCAGAUGUUGGAGAUCCAAUUGAUUACAAUAUCUACGGCGAUCAUCCGUUUUAUCUUGACACUAGAUAUUAUGAAGUCGACGAGACAACUGGGAAUCUCACUUAUGCCGCGAAUGCAACCAACUCUAGUGCCGAAUACGUAUCAUACUCCCAUGGAGUUUACCUCCGCAAUGCUCACGGUCAGGAAGCAUUGAUGAGAUCUGACAACAUCACGUGGAGGACCUUGGGUGGUAGCAUUGACCUCUUCUUCUAUGCUGGUCCAACUCAGAAGGAAGUGACCAAGUCUUAUCAAAUGACCGCUACUGGAUUACCAGCGAUGCAGCAAUAUUUCACUUUUGGUUUCCAUCAAUGCCGUUGGGGAUACGCCAAUUGGACUCAACUUCAGGAGGUUGUGGAUGAGUUUGCUGCUUUUGGUAUUCCACUUGAGAACAUUUGGACUGAUAUCGACUACAUGAAUCAAUACCGAGAUUUUGAGAACGACCAAAAUACCUUUCCAUACGCUGAAGGAAGAGAUUUCCUCACCAAGCUUCACACAAAUAAUCAACAUUAUAUACCCAUCGUUGACUCUGCGGUUUACAUACCAAAUCCUGAGAAUGCCAGUGAUGCAUACCCACCAUUCCAACGGGGUAAUGAGACGAAUUCUUUCAUGCUGAAUCCAGACGGAAGUCUGUACAUUGGUUCGGUGUGGCCUGGUUAUACAGUCUUCCCGGAUUUUAUCGGAGCCGUUCUCAAUGGUACAGGUGCAUUGACCUGGUGGGCAAACGAGAUUGCAGAGUACUUCAAAGAGAUUCAAUUCGAUGGCAUCUGGAUUGACAUGAGCGAGGUGUCUUCUUUCUGCGUUGGCUCUUGUGGUAGUGGAAAUCUCACUCUCAACCCUGUCCAUCCACCAUUCGGCCUUCCCGGUGAGCCUGGGAACAUCGUGUACGGUUACCCAGAGGGGUUUAAUGUUACCAACGCUACAGAAUUUUCGUCGGUCUCGUCAGCAUCGGCAGCAGCUUCGUCUUCCGCCGCGGCAGCUGUAUCAACCUCAGCAUCAUCCGCGGGAGGUGUAGACCAGCCUAUAUCGACAACUGCCACUACUACUCCUUAUGUCCGAACUAUCCCGACGCCAGGAGUUCGCGCUAUUGAAUAUCCUCCGUAUGUCAUCAACAAUGUUCAAGGCGCUCUUGAUGUACAUGCCGUCAGUCCAAAUGCAACCCAUCAUGGCGGUACUCAGGAAUACGAUUACCAUAAUCUUUUCGGACACCAAAUUCUGAAUGCGACAUAUCAUGGAUUGCUCCAAGUAUACCCAGAAAAGCGUCCGUUCAUCAUCGGACGCUCCACUUUCGUAGGAUCCGGAAAAUGGGCUGGACAUUGGGGAGGUGACAACGCGUCUCUCUGGGCUUACAUGUUCUUUUCCAUCCCACAAGCUUUAUCCUUUGCACUCUUCGGCAUUCCCAUGUUCGGCGUAGACACCUGCGGCUUCAACGGAAACUCUGACGAGGAGCUUUGCAAUAGAUGGAUGCAACUCAGCGCCUUCUUCCCCUUCUACCGUAACCACAACGUCCUCAGCGCCAUCCCCCAAGAACCAUAUCGCUGGGCUUCCGUCGCCGAAGCAUCAAAGACAGCUAUGAACAUCCGCUAUCUCCUCCUCCCAUACAUGUACACCCUCUUCUACCAAGCCCACACCUCAGGCUCUACCGUCAUGCGCGCGCUCUCCUGGGAGUUUCCAAAUGACCCAACCCUCGCUUCCGCAGACCGCCAAUUCCUCCUCGGCGACAGCCUCAUGAUCACACCCGUACUCGAACAAGGCGCUUCUUCUGUUGGUGGUGUCUUCCCUGGUGUCGGCAAGGGCGAGGUCUGGUAUGAUUGGUAUAACCAAACUGCAAUCCAGGCUGGACCAGGUGAGAAUAUCACGAUCGAGGCGCCGUUGGGGCAUAUUCCGGUUUAUAUCCGCGGAGGAAGUAUUCUACCGACUCAAGAACCGGGGUAUACUACUACGGCGAGUCGCAAGAAUCCUUGGGGUUUGAUCGCAGCGACGAGUCUUGAGGGGACGGCGAGUGGCCAGUUGUAUGUUGAUGAUGGCGAAAGCAUCGUUCAGAAUUCGACGCUUUUUGUAGAUUUCUCUAUCACCAACUCCGCCCUCUACGCUUCUGCAAGAGGAACGUAUAACGAUACGAAUCCGCUCGCUAAUGUUACUAUUUUGGGCGUGAAGAACGCGGUGAGUAAUGUUACGUUUAAUGGGGCGAUGUUGUAUGGUGGAUGGGUGUAUAAUGAGACGAGUCAAGUUCUGGAUGUGAAGAAUUUGGGGAAUUCGACGGUGGGAGGGGCGUGGAAGAGGGAUUGGGUUUUGAGGUGGAUGUAG